Molecule: messenger RNA, 3512 nt
Organism: Lecanosticta acicola
Lineage: Eukaryota; Fungi; Ascomycota; Dothideomycetes; Mycosphaerellales; Mycosphaerellaceae
Source: the annotation of a GenBank genome assembly
AUGGGCGCCUCCGACAGCAAGCUCGCCUUCAAGCACAGCGUCUUCGGCCUCGCCGGCAGAGAGGACAUCCCGCACAGCGAUCCACUAUGGACAGAGGUAUCGCUGUCGUGCAACGAUCCGUGGUGUCUCAGUCACUGACGAGGGCCCCUCCCGCAGAUCUACACCCUCCCCGAGUCCGCCAACGACGUCUUCUCCCUGUGGUCGCCAAACGACAUCGGCUGUCUCACUCUCAGCAACAAGGAAAACCACCCGCAGCCUGGCGAGCAGGUCGACCCGAACAAGAACCUCGAGACCCUCCUCUACGUCCUCAUCGCACGCCUGCAGCUUCUGCAGGAGACCACCGUCUAUCCCGAUGACCCACGAGCCCAGAAUAAUGAGAUCCUCAACUGCAUGCGCAUUUUCACCCGCGUCAUACCCUUCAUCUACGAGGCCGAACACCUGAGAGAAUGGCACGACCGCUUCUUGUGGCAGAUGCAAAAGCCGACCUACUUCUGGGACAAGAAGCGAGACCAGCCAGGCACGCUGUUCGAUGGCCUCAAUCCAGGCAAGACGUAUAGAAUGGAGGAGUUCGAUCUGGACAUCGGUCCGCCAUUGGGCUACACUCUGCUAGAGCUCAUGGCCAAGUUCCUGUUUUUGCCAGGCUUUGCUAUUCCAGCGCGACUGGACGACCACGGUAAUCCCGACCUGGAGUGUGCUGUGCGUGUCUGGCAGACUGGUAUUGGCAGCGCCAGGAGCUUGGGCUGCAGCAAGUAUCAUGAGCGGAACCAACAAGAGACUGUUCGCUUGCUCGUUGCGAUAUCAAGCAACACCAUGUACAUUGCACCAAGUGCGUUCCAGCAUUAUCCCGAUGUCAUUAUGAGGCCUGCGCUAAUGACCACUGCAGACGAGGUUGCUAUCACCAACGUGAAGCCGCUCACCUACAUGACCACCAGAUUGGACAAGCGGGUCGUCAAUGGCAUCCUCUGUUCUUUGCUGAACACGGUAAGUUGAUGCAACCAAGUUAAAGACCAAACAAGUCCUCUUGAAUUCUGGAUAUCUUUGUCUAGCAACUGAUUUGUCCUGUCGGCGGGAUUCUUGGACCUCAGUAAGUAUGGGCAUCCUUAUUCUAAUGAUGUUGGCAGGUUCUCAAGUACAACCCGAACCUUUGGAGUGUGCCAAUAGAGAUGGCCAUGGGCUCGGUCGAUUCCAAGAAGUUCCUGGUCACGAAUUGCCUGCAGCUCAUUCUCGUGCUGAUGGUCUACGUGCCGCCAGGAGUGGCCAAGAACCAGUUCAGGCAGUCCAUGGGCUCUCUACAUCGGGCGGACGACUUCCAGUUCAUCCAGUCAGGCUUGAAUACGGUCCUUGCUCAGCCGGUAAACGUCGCCAUCGGUCAUGAGCCAAAACGCAUGACUAACUUCCAACGGCAGGUAUCCGGUGCCUUCAACAAUCCUCUUAAUAGGGAGAAGGCGGUCUCUUGGGCACCAGAAAUGAUCAGCUUCUUCUGGGAGUUGGUCCAGUGCAAUCGCCGCUUCCGUCGCUAUCUCAUCGACACGCGAUGCGUUCUGGACCUGAUGAUCCUGGUGCUUUUCUAUGCCAUGGAUUCCAAGGAUCAGCCCUCCAAACACGGUGUUCUGCGCAUGUGCGUCCUCCUGCUCCAAACUCUCAGCAAUGAGGAGCGAUUUGCAGACAAGCUCAACAUCGUGUUCCGUCAUCCAGAGACCCUGCCGCCGGUGAUGCGCAUCGCCAAAUUCCACGGAUCGUAUGGCGACUUUCUCCUCUGUGUAAGUGAUUGUUGCGGAAAAUCUAUAACGCUCUCUGCCACUGACAGUCGCGACAGACCAUCUUCGAGAUAUUCACGACGACUAAGAAUCAUGUGGAGUCCCUCUUCCCUGCAUCAGCGGCCAUCGUUGCCAAUAUCUUGCCAGGACUUCGUCACCUUGGCCGAGCCACGAGCCUCAAGCUUAUGGUGCUUUUCGAGCGGCUUAGCAAGUUGGACUUCCUCAUGCAGAAGGAUUCGAACAAAGAACUGGUGUUGAACCUGAUGUUCGGUAUGAACGAGCUCGUGGAGAAGAGCGUGCACGGUGUGUAUUGACCGUCCCCUCUUUCUGCGAUCGCUGUUGAGAGCCUCGUGUUGCUCUGAUGCGCGCUGCAAUUUUGGUGGAGUUGUAGCUUAGGGAUUCGGUGGCUCGGGGGGGCCUGAGCCUGCGAGUCUCUUCGUUCAUGCUUCUACGAAUCCGGACAGCGAUCUCUGACCUGUGAUUUUUUGUUGCUCGAGAUGUCAAUGAGACGUGGCUGUUGGCUGACAGGUGAUGCUCAUGUUCAGAGAAUGGCCGCUUCGUCGAAGCGCUGGUGGCUCAUCGUAGCCGCUUCAGGGCACUCAGAGAGUUCACCAUCGACGGUGCUCUCGCAGAGUCAGAUCGCCAGGCUCAGGAGCGAAAGGAGCGAGGCCUUGAUGCGUCGGGUAUCCGGAGUCCAGCGUCGCGCACGACGUCCAUGGAUAACAUACGAGGCUCGCUACAAGGCCCGCAACCCUUCAGGCCCACUUCCCUCGAUAAUGUGCCCGAGGAUGGUAGAUUCACCAUUGGAGACGACGACGAUAACCAUGGGCAUGACACUGACGAUCUAGACGCUCACGAAGUUCCGCAACGGUCCAACACCACUGCAGCAUCACAUGCGGAAGGGGCCGAGGAGGCGCCAGAACGAAGUCUCAGUGAGAAGGCACGUGGCAAACAGCCCGCGACAGCAACUUCCACUCCAAUAGAAUCCACCUCACGCAACACAUCCACCGCGAGCCUACCCGCGCUCACACAAUCCGCAACAACACCAUCACAAUUCGUACCUACGCAGGAGUGGCUAGACAGCUGGCACCCUAAGAUCCUACCGCUGCUCGACAACAUCCUCAAGACCAUAGACCUCGCAGAGACAAAACAGCUACAGUUCAAAGAACCUCCACCUCCAACACCACUCACGCCUCUCAAUGGAGCGACAACGCCAAGACCGGCAGAUGCAGACCUUCCCGCCUCUUCUCCCAAAGCACAACCACCAGGCGAAGAAGGAGGAAGAAAAAUCUCUCAAUCCGCCCAACUCUCUCAAGCCGGAGGCGGCGGUGGAGCAGAAGCUCCACGUCGACCCGAUGGACAAAGUCCUCUCCAAGCUGCAGGUAAUACAUCACGCACUCCCACGCUGCCUCAGAGACCUCCUUAUUAAUUUUCUCAUUAGAGCCUCCCUCACCAGCACCAGGCGGACACCCCAAAAUAGCCUUCGAAUGGACGGCCAUGGCAAUCGGCUGGUAUACAGCCCUCAUUUGGAGCCGCAUCUACCUCACAGAAGCCGAAGCCUUCCAGGGCAGUGGAGGGCUGUUCAGCAGCACGAAUGUUUUGCUUUUCCGGAGAGGGAGAGAGCAGGUGGCGCAGUCUCCCCUGGGCAGUGGAAUUACCCUGCGCAGCCCUAGGGGCGCUAUAGAUGCGGUGGGCGAUGGCAUUCUGAGGGGCAUAAGUAGUAGUGUGGGGAGUAUUGGAAAGGCAGGGGGCUAG